This is a messenger RNA of Akanthomyces muscarius, 1140 nucleotides long. RefSeq lists its product as uncharacterized. Gene Ontology annotation, biological process: mRNA splicing, via spliceosome. The transcript has 2 exons. Bases 1 to 1140 code for a protein of 379 amino acids. The record is from RefSeq and is a predicted model, not a curated record. Lineage: Eukaryota; Fungi; Ascomycota; Sordariomycetes; Hypocreales; Cordycipitaceae. Gene Ontology annotation, molecular function: RNA binding. Gene Ontology annotation, cellular component: U2 snRNP; U2-type spliceosomal complex.
AUGGAUGCGCCUUUCCCUACCGACGUGCAAGAAUUCGACGGCGACGACCGCAUAUCUUUCUCGAAGCUCGACAGCAAGUUCAUUGCUGUCCGGGACGAUGGCGCUGAGUUCGAGUUCGACGCCGACCGCCGGGUGUGGCAGCCGUUGGAUGAUCAAACCCUAGACGAAACUUUUCCGUCGCUGGAUUUACCACAGGAUCCCCAGGGAUCUGGAGCUGGAAAGAGAAGACACGACGACGAAGAAAAUGGAUCCGAGUCACAGGAAUCGAAAAAGCUGAAGCGCCCCAAUAAAAAGUCCAAGGCACCACCACAGCCGAAGCAAAACACGGCUGUUUACGUCACGGGCUUGCCCGCGGAUGCGACCGUCGACGAAGUCCACGAGCUGUUCUCGCGCAAGGGAGGUGUCAUUGCUGAGGAAAUUGACAGCGGUGCUCCGAGAAUAAAGAUGUACAACGACGCAGACGGCACCUUCAAGGGCGAUGCGCUCAUUGUGUUUUUCAAACCCCAGAGCGUUGAGAUGGCCAUUAUGCUACUCGACGAUACCGAUUUCAGAAUAACAGCGAGCGGCACGCGCGACGGGCGAAUCCGGGUGCAAGAGGCUGACUCGAGCUACAAAAAGGUGCAAUAUGACCAGGAUGGCGGCGCCAAAGCCGAGGGUGGUGGAAGCGCCAACAGCAGUAACAAGAGCAACGGCAACGGCAACGGGGAGCGUCGCGGGCCAACAAAGGAUCGACAAAAGAUUAUCAAAAAGACGCAAAAGAUGGACGCCAAGCUGGCUGACUGGAGCGACGACGAGGCGCCCGCGAUUGCGCCGGUUAACCUGAAAAAGGACAAGACGGUGGUGCUGCAGCAUAUGUUUACGCUACAAGAGCUCGAGGAGGAUCCGGCGGCGCUGCUGGAGAUUAAAGAAGACAUUCGGGACGAGUGCUCAAAGCUCGGCACGGUGACGAGCGUGGUAUUGUACGACGAGGAGGACGACGGCAUCGUGACGGUCAAGUUCAAGGAGUCGGAGUCGGCCCUGGCAUGUAUCAAUCUCAUGCACGGGAGGAGCUUUGGUGGUCUGAAAGUCGAGGCUGCGCUGGCAACGGGCAAGGAGCGGUUUAAAAAGUCGAAGGCGAAUAAUGAUGAUUUCUCUGACUAG